This is a messenger RNA of Rhinichthys klamathensis goyatoka, 1601 nucleotides long. RefSeq lists its product as uncharacterized. The record is from RefSeq and is a predicted model, not a curated record. NCBI's taxonomy places the organism in Eukaryota, Metazoa, Chordata, Actinopteri, Cypriniformes, Leuciscidae. Gene Ontology annotation, biological process: DNA recombination; DNA integration. The coding region runs from base 585 to 1601 and encodes 338 amino acids. Gene Ontology annotation, molecular function: DNA binding. The transcript has a single exon.
CGCCCUUUCAUCUCACAUCUCCUCUUCCUUGCAUCAUCAGUUCACGAGCUAGAGGACCAAAUCUCCCUAACUACUUCAUGUAGCAACGAGCUCAGUUUAUGGAUAACAUUCCUUAAACAAUGGAACGGCCUGUCUUUUUUCUAUAAUAAUCUGAUUUCUCUCCCUACGGAUAUCCAACUGUUCACAGAUGCAGCUCCUUCCGUUGGUUUCGGAGGUUUCUACCAAGGUCGUUGGUUCGCGUCUACAUGGCCAGCCCAGUUGUUAGAUUUACCACAAUCACUAACAUCCUCAGCAUUAUUCGAGUUGUAUCCUUUAGUGGUAGCAGCCUUCUUGUGGGGCAAAGAAUGGUCGACUAACAGCAUCAUGGUACACUGUGAUAAUGAAGCAACCGUGCAUUGCAUCAACAAAGGCCGCUCAAAUUCCCCCGCUUUAAUGCCUCUCCUAAGACGCCUCAUUUGGAUCGCAGCUUGCGACCAGUUCAUCUUAACUGCAAAACAUGUUCCUGGGUCCAAAAAUCAAAUAGCUGACUCUCUCUCUCGUUUUGCUUUCCAGAAAUUCAGGCUGUUGGCACCAGAGGCGGACCCAUGCCCAACCCCAGUACCUCACUAUUCAGAGUUAAUAUUCCCAUAAACCAUCCAUUGAAACCACUUCUAGAUGCCUCUCUUAACUCCAUUCUGCAAGCCGUUUCACCCAGCACCCUCCAAUCCUACCUAACCGCAUGGAAGUGUUUUAAGUCUUUCCACUUCACAUUCAACCAGCCUUUUCCCAGUUUUUCUCUGCUCAACAUCACUUCAUUUAUAUCCUAUCUGGACAGCACCAAGAACCUCAAAGCCCGCUCCAUCAAGGGCUAUCUAAGCGUAAUCCAAUUCUUCCACAAACUCCUUUUUGGUUCACCCUCCGCAGACAUAGCAAAUUCCCAGACAUCAAUGCAUAUCAAAGGCAUCCAAAAAACCCAACCAACCCGUCCAGAUGCCAGACAACCAAUAACCUUGGACAUACUCACCAAAUGUAUCUCUACCCUCCGCCGAGGCUACCACUCCACCAACACCGGCCGCACACUGGAUGCCAUGUUCAUAUUGGCUUUCUUCGGUUUCCUCAGAUGCUCAGAACUCACCAUCACCUCCAACUUCAACCCUAAAGUCCAUCCCACAAUCUCAGAUCUUUUAGUAUUAGACAACGAAACCAUUUCUUACUUCAUCAAACAAAGCAAGACAGACCAAAUGAAAAAAGGCCACUUCAUAUACAUCUUCAAUCUCCAAUCACCAAUCCAACCAUACCAAACUCUCUUCGCGUACUCACAAUUCAGAAACUCUCAGACCAAGUCCCCUUCCGACCCACUCUUCACCGACGAUUUCAAUCGCCCCGUUACACGUUUCUGGUUCCAAAAACAUCUCAAAUCCAUCUUACUCCAAGCAAACAUCCCAGCAAAUAAUUUUUCCAGCCAUUCAUUCCGCAUAGGUGCAGCAACCACAGCUGCCCAAAAAGGCCUUUCCCAGCAGCAAAUCCAAGAGCUAGGCCGCUGGUCGUCGGAGGCCUUUAAGAGUUACAUCCGUUCUAACCACCUCCAUACCAAAGAAGCCCAACGAUCCCUACUCAGCUAA